UCUGUGGUCAUGCUAUACAUGUGUAACUUGGCUUUGGUUUCGAAGUACGGAGUUAUUCUUGUGUCAAGGGAAGUAAGAAACAGAAAGGAAGAAACAUUGAGACUGCAGAGGCAGAACCAGAACCACAGUGACAGUGGCCACUAACCAGAUAUAGAUCUACACACUAUUGACUAUUCACUAUUGAAUAGCCCCAUAAAAUACUCGACGGAGAAUACCUUUGAGACGAAAAGACUUGAUCCUGACUAUCCUCUGCUUAUGUGAAUGUUUGGAACUUGAGGCUAAGAUUCUCCAAGGCCAUGCAGCGGUUUAAAGUAUCCCAGGAGUCCGUGGAGACUGCGGUCAGUGUGAUCUUGCGCACUCCAGCUCUGUUCCUCAUUGAGGUUUGGUUUCGCACCAAUCCACACACAACAAUUCAGUUGCAUUCAGAUGAUGUUGAAACUAUAGUGACUGUGGCCUACUAUAUGGCAUUGGUAGUGGCUGUGGCUGUGGCGACGCUACCACUCCGUCACCUGGUCACAUUCUACAUCUACUUGGUCUGCGCUGGCCUCAUGGCAUGUGCCUGUGGGAUAUCAAGAGCAUUUGUAGCUGUGGAGAAACUGGAAUUAGAGCAUGACCUGGAAGCUGCUGAAAAGGAAAAUGCUACCAUGGACAACAGCCUUUCAGCUUUGUUAGAUGACCGCAAGCGUGUUGAACGCAUAGUUUUGCAUGUUUUGGCUCAAGUCUUCAUAGCGGCUGUUGUUGCAUAUUUGAUGGAGAUUGAGAACUGGGUCAAGUUCACCCUGCUUUCCUUUGCUCUCCCAGUGGUGGCUCGGUUGGUAGGCUUCCCUGUAGCAGAGCUCCAUUUGGUGCACAACUUUGCCACUGUCUACACAAUCCUACUAGUUCUCUUCUGUAUCUUCAACAACUUGGGCAACAUUAUCGACACCUGUAAGGAAGGCAUCAACUUUGCUGUCAUCUCAUUCCGUGCUUUUGGCAUUAUUCCUGUAGCCCUGACCUUUUGGCGGACAAUGGCCUUACCUGUGCAGCUGCUUCUGUUUUGGUGGCUGAUGUACCUGUCUCAGCUCUACGUGUACGUCUACUCUGACAACCUGGGUCUGUGGCAGGAGGGCUGGUUGGUUGUCCUCCUGGCCAGUAUGGGUGAGUGUUGUGCCACACCCGUUAGCCUCCUGGCCCUAUGUGUCACCAUCACCUACUCCUCUUGUGCUGUCCUGUGUUUAACCAAGCUCUACUUGCAGGGCCUUGAUGCAUUUGAGCACGAUACCAUGCGGGGCUGGACAGAGGGCUUCACCAUGCUGCUUAUUGCUGUUCAGACUGACCUCUUGGAGCUCCGGCCUUUGCAACGGGCUUUCCUCAUGAGCAUUCUCUUGUUUAUUGUUGUCUCAUCUCUGAUCCAGUCCAUGUACGAGAUUGCAGAUCCUGUGCUGUUGGCAUUAAGUGCCUCUCACAACCCCAGCAUCGUCAAACACGUGAAAGCCCUGGCCCUGUGCCUGCUGCUCUGGGUUUUGCCUCUUUACAUGACCUACUUCAUCUGCCAGUACUUUGACCUGGACUUUUGGUUGAUGGUCAUUGUAUCCAGCUGCCUGCUCACUUCCGUCCAGGUCGGUGGCUCUUUGGUCGUCUACAUGCUGUUCAUGUAUGACUUCAUGCGUGCUGAGCCCUGGGAUAACCUGGAUGACGUCAUCUACUGUGCCCGGGCAGUCACUAGAGUCAUGGAGUUCAUCGUGGCCGUCUUUGUUGUGUGCUUUGGCCUGAAAGAGUCUAUGCUGGGGGAGUGGAGCUGGAUCAACUCUAUCAUUCUUAUUGUCCAUUGCUAUUUCAAUGUCUGGCAGCGGCUGCAGAGUGGCUGGAAAAGUUUUCUUCUUCGCUGGGAAGCAGCAAAGAAAGUGGAGUCUUUGCCAGUUGCGACAGAGGAACAAUUAGCUCAACAUGACGAUGUUUGUGCCAUUUGCUACAGUGACAUGAAGGUGGCCUGUGUGACUCCAUGUGAGCAUCUUUUCCACGGUGUCUGUCUCAGAAAAUGGCUUUAUGUGAAGGAGACAUGCCCAAUGUGUCACAGAGACCUUGCCGGGGGUAACGCUCAGAAUGCAGAAGGUCAAUGGGCAGAGAGACCGCCUCAGGCAGAUCACAAUGAAGGGCUGCGUGAGGAUGAUGACAGGCAACCUGUAGCAGAACUGAACAAGCAGGACUCCUCCGAUAACUCCAGCAGCUCUAGUGGUACUACAGAGUGUGACAGCAUAGAUGCUGACUUAGAAUGUGAUGAGACAGAAUUAGCUGAGGCAGAUCAGUGAUACAUAUCUUUGAGAUGAUUUUGUACAUAUAUGUCUGUGUCAGGAGCAGGCAACCUUUUUGCCAAUGUGGAUAAUGUAUCAUUUUAGUAAGAGAGUAGUGUGCCAAAUAAAUCCUGUUUGGACAGCUGAGAUCCUAGUGUAUGAAUUUAAGUACAAUGUACUUCUUCUAGUCACAUAUGCUAGCCCAAAUGUAAUAUAAGGGAUUGGCUCAGUCUCAAGUGUGGUGUUGCCCAUGGGCUAGUAGGUUGCCUGCUCCUGUUCUACACUCUUCUCUUGGCUGUGAUAAUCAAAGAAUGAACGCCACUAAGCAUGUGAGAUGCUGACUGCAUUCAAGCUGAAGAAGGCCCCUCAUUUUGCUUCAAAAUUAUUAACAUUCUCACCGUAAUAAUUAUUCAAACAUUUUGUGAAGGGAUCACUAAGAUUUUCUUAUAGCCCAGUUCUUUGUCAUUGAAAUAUUAAUGCAUUCACUUUUCAGGUUGUUUUUGUUUGAUCUUUUUUCUUGUUUCAUAUGGUAAUAAGCUGAAUUUUUGUUUAGCUGACUUAAUGUAAGCCGAGCAGGACUGUAUGAAACAAAACGGAUACUGCAGUUGUGUGUUUUCUUGGGAAAUCGUGUAUGUGCUUAACAAAGACAGUGAAUUAUUCAGUCACAAUUUCUUGAACUGUUUGCAGUACAUGUACAAGACAAAAUGAUAUUUAUGAAAGUUUCAGAUAUAAUGAAUAAUAAUGGGACUUUUAUAAUAAUGAUAAUGGGAAUUUACAUACCACCUAAUCCUAAGAAGGCUUUAACCGCUGCUUAAUGUAGCUCUCUAGUAUUAUUAUUAUCUCUUAAAUUAACUGACAAAUCAAGAGACAGAAAGUGCACAUUAUAAACUUAUUUAGCAACACACACACAAACACAAACCCGCAUCAGCGCACACAGCCAGCCACACAUACACACUCACACAAACUCCCAGACCACACACAUUUUCACAUACAAAAUUAAUGGUAGUGGACAGUGUUGAAAUGAAAAAGUGACUUUUUUUAAACUCCCUCUCUCUCUGAUGAUAAUAUAUUAUUAUGCAUUUCUUCUGAACAACUGCAUCAAAAUAUAAUGGGAUUUAUGUGAUGAAAGUGUUGUUUUUAUACCCCAGUCUUUGUUGUUGUUUUUUGUGAUCUCCAGCACUGUCUGGACUCAAAUAGUUGUUAAUUACUACGGUCACAUAAGUAUGUAUAUAUAUAUAUAAUAUUAUAGAUGUGUGAUAUUAUUUUGUCAUAUGAUUUUCCUCUCACUGAAUUUCCCCUGAGGUAAAUAAAGUGAUAAAUCGUCUUGACCAG
This is a messenger RNA of Aplysia californica (California sea hare), 3602 nucleotides long. Its product is annotated as RING finger protein 145. The transcript is spliced from 3 exons. Gene Ontology annotation, cellular component: endomembrane system; endoplasmic reticulum. The record is from RefSeq and is a predicted model, not a curated record. The coding region runs from base 297 to 2288 and encodes 663 amino acids. Gene Ontology annotation, molecular function: zinc ion binding; ubiquitin protein ligase activity. Lineage: Eukaryota; Metazoa; Mollusca; Gastropoda; Aplysiida; Aplysiidae.